AUGGCAGAUACUUCCUCGCAGUUUGAGACCAGAUUAUACAUCAAUGGUCAAUUUGCACCGUCUAAGGGCACGAGCCGUCUAACACUAUACAAUCCGUGGGACGAGUCCACCGUGGCGACAGAGGUUCACUGUGCCACGGCAGAAGAUGUCGACAUUGCUGUAGCUGCUUCGAGACAGGCUCUCAAGAAAGGACCAUGGAAGAAGUUCACCGGGGCACAACGAGCUGCUGCCAUGCUCAAAUUCGCGGACUUAGUCGAGCAGAACAUUGAGAAGUUGGCCCGCCUAGAAUCUCUACCCACCGGCCGACCCAUCAGCAUGAUCACGCACUUUGACCUUCCUGCCAUGGUAUCAGUUUACAGAUAUUAUGCGGGCUGGGCUGAUAAGAUUGCCGGCAAGACCUUUCCCGAGGACAAUGGAACUUACAAACUGGUCCGCUACGAGCCUGUCGGUGUCUGUGCUGGAAUUGCCUCCUGGAACGCCACGUUCUUAUACGUCGGCUGGAAGAUUGCACCUGCAUUGGCGGCGGGUUGCUCGUUUAUCUUCAAAUCGUCGGAGAAAUCUCCUUUAGGAGUUCUUGGACUUGCUCCUCUCUACGCAGAAGCAGGCUUUCCGCCAGGAGUCGUUCAAUUUGUUACAGGCGAUCGUGAGGCUGGUGCAGCACUGGCUAGUCACAUGGACAUCGACAAAAUCAGCUUUACGGGAUCGGUCAGUGGCGGACGGGCAGUUCAGGCUACCGCCACGAAGUCAAACAUGAAACGUGUCACCCUAGAACUUGGUGGAAAAUCACCAGCCAUCGUUUUUAACGAUGCUCCUCUCGAAGCAGCUGUCGGAGGCGUUGCCCAGGGCUUUCUUGCGAAUAGUGGUCAGAUAUGUGUCGCUUCGUCGAGAGUCUUGGUACAAGAGGACAUUGCCGAGAAGUUUCAAGAAGCAGUAAAGGCUCAAUUUGAGGCGGCAAACCAGCGACUCGGAGCUAAUCCUCUCGACCCAACCACCACACACGGCCCUGUUGUUGACAAGGCUCAGUACGAUCGGAUUACCGGAUACAUCGACAUUGGCAAGGAUGAUGCCGAGUUAAUAACAGGAGGAAGGAGGAAAGGUAACAGAGGGUAUGCCAUUGAGCCAACAAUAUUCAGGAACCCCAACGAGGGAAGUCGAAUCUGGACUGAGGAAAUUUUUGGACCCGUGAUGAGCAUCAAAACGUUCAAAACGGAGGAAGAGGCUAUCGAGUUGGCCAACGCAACCGCUUACGGACUGGCGAGCAACAUUUACACCUCUUCGCUAACACGGGGCCUUCGUGUCGCAAGCGCGCUCGAGACAGGUGGCGUAAGCAUCAAUUCACCAUUCCUGCCCGAAGUCCAAACCCCCUUUGGUGGUAUGAAGCAAUCAGGUAUCGGCAGAGAACUUGGGGAGGAAGGCCUGAAAGCUUAUCUGGAGCCGAAGAGUAUCAUGAUCAAGUAA
Molecule: messenger RNA, 1458 nt
Organism: Rhinocladiella mackenziei CBS 650.93
Lineage: Eukaryota; Fungi; Ascomycota; Eurotiomycetes; Chaetothyriales; Herpotrichiellaceae
Exons: 1
Coding region: 1-1458 (485 amino acids)
Molecular function (GO): aldehyde dehydrogenase (NAD+) activity
Source: RefSeq, a predicted model, not a curated record